Molecule: messenger RNA, 1875 nt
Organism: Vavraia culicis subsp. floridensis
Lineage: Eukaryota; Fungi; Microsporidia; Pleistophoridae
Exons: 1
Coding region: 543-848 (101 amino acids)
Source: RefSeq, a predicted model, not a curated record
GCAGAAAGUGGGUACGCAAUGUCAUUCAUUUAUUUGGGGAAACACGAAAUCUGUCCGGGUGAAAAUUCAAGAAAUAAACACGGUGAGAGAAAAAAAUACCACAUGUAUCAGAGACAUGGGAACAAAAAUGUAGUGAGGAACGACCAUCCGCUGGGUCGAAAUGAAAUGGACUGUGUGGUCGCACUUAGCUUGCUCAAAAAGGGAGUAAAGCACGUAUCAAUAGAUGUUUAUAACAGAUUUUUUCGAUGAGCAUGUGUGUAUUCUGUAGGCAUAUAAUUAAAGGAACUUUGAAGGUAUGGUUAUGGUGGACCGUGAUAAUUGCCAGCGUGUCACUCGGUAAUUUGUCCACGCUGUGGAGUGCUCUUAACGAAUGUUUUGUUUUGUGACGUGUAAGUUACUCGGGAGAUAGAGAAAUUGGAACUAAUCGGCAUCAAUUUCAUACAUAAUGAAAAGGUUAUGCUCAAGUCGAGCUAUUGAUGAAACGGGAAUGAGUAGCACUCUUACUGCUGAUGUAGACCGAACAAAUUACUUAUUUAUCAUCGAUGAUAGAUAAAUAUAAAAGGUUCGAACAUGCAUAUCACUCAGAAAGUACACCAAAAUUUGCAUCCUUCAUCCGAAUGGUGUUGUGUUGUUACCUGCCGGUGUCACCAAGAGAAUGCCUAAGAGGUAAUUUAGCAAGAUUAGCCAUAUUCAUCCAAGAAUAUCCAGGAGUAACUACAAAGGAUAACUUAGACCUUAUUAGGAAAGAGUACGAUUUUAGAUACAAGUCUUUUAAUCUAUCAUUAACUGUCAUUCAGCCAGAGAUGGAUAGCAACACGAAAAUAUUUGGUAUAAAUACACCGACAUGAUUCAUAAACAACUGGUAAACAUGCAAAUAGUUUGAUUUCAGAAAUUUAUUAUUGCAAAUAAACAAAAUUAAAUUCUACCAGCAGAGUAAUCACCAAAUAUCUUUAGUUUCGUAUUGAGAACAGUGAAAAUAACAAACUAAUUUUGGAAUAAUUUGACACCAGUAGAAACUUUGACUUUAAAAAAGGGAGAUUACUGAUAAAUUGCGACAGAAAUUAAAAAUUUUGUGCUUAUUUGAUUGCACGUAAAACCAUAGCGUGCAGAGUAUUUUGUACUAAAUCCUACGAAAAUGAAUACCAAGUGCCGUAUUAGUAGUGCCGUUACAACAGCUUUUUUAUAAAUCACUAAACUUGAUCUUCUGUUUAUGAUCUUUCACCUGAAUGGACUUGGACAAUCGAUCAUUUUUUACGGAAAAAAUUUAGAACACAGUAUUGCUAAAGCACACUCAUAACAUGAGUUUAACGUGAUGCUUAGCAUUAGAAGAGGUUUUUUGGUGGAUGUGACAUGAUGCCGUUCGCGGCCAGCGUUUUGUAUGCUUUCCAAUGCGCAAAAUCACGUAGAAUACAGUCGUUGUGAAAUAUAGAUUUGCUUCUGCCAUUUUCUGGUUCGUAAAUAGCCAUGGUUUAUCACAGCAACUUCAUCAUACGGUUGUUAUCCAACGAAUACGAAACUGGGCUUUUAUCAACAAACAAUCGAUUACAGAGUGUCAAAAAAAGUAAAAAGCAAAAUUUCAUCGUUAAUUACAGCCGGUAACCGUUCACAACUCAUUUGGUUACCAGGAAUUUUGAUGAACAGGUACUAACAUGGCGCAAGUUAGCGUCGAAUCUAUUUCUGAAUCAUUCCAACAAAAUUUAGUGCCACUGUUGCUUCGACACGUUCUUAGUUAAAAAUACCGAAGAGCCGAAGUUUCUUAAUGAUAAUUCGAUCUCGUAAUAAAAUUAUUGAUCACUAACACCGAUGCGGGCGCUGUCCAUAAAGAAGGAAUGUGCGAUGAAUAAAGCGUAUGAUACAUAAAGUAUUUUCUUUAAA